AUGGGGAGAGCAACUCACCUGGCUGGUGGGGGUGCUGUGCUGGGAGCAACUCACCUGGCUGGUGGGGGUGAUGGGAGCAACUCACCUGGCUGGUGGGGGUGCUGGGAGCAACUCACCUGGCUGGGAGGGGUGCUUGGAGCAACUCACCUGGCUGGUGGGGGUGCUGGGAGCAACUCACCUGGCUGGUGGGGGUGCUGGGAGCAACUCACCUGGCUGGUGGGGGUGCUGGGGACAACUCACCUGGCUGGUGGGGGUCUGGGAGCAACUCACCUGGCUGGUGGGGGUGCUAGGAGUAACUCAUCUGGCUGGUGGGGGUGCUGGGAGCAACUCACCUGGCUGGUGGGGGUGCUGGGAGCAACUCACCUGGCUGGUGGGGGUGCUGGGGGCAACUCACCUGGCUGGUGGGGGUGCUGGGAGCAACUCACCUGGCUGGUGGGGGUGCUGGGAGCAACUCACCAUGCUGGUGGGGGGUGCUGGGAGCAACUCACCUGGCUGGUGGGGGUGCUGGGAGCAACUCACCAGGCUGGUGGGGGUGCUAGGAGCAACUCACCUGGCUGGUGGGGGUGCUGGGAGGAACUCACCUGGCUGGUGGGGGUGCUAGGAGCAACUCACCUGGCUGGUGGGGGUGCUGGGAGCAACUCACCUGGCUGGUGGGGGUGCUGGGAGCAACUCACCUGGCUGGUGGGGGUGCUGGGAGCAACUCACCUGGCUGGUGGGGGUGCUGGGAGCAACUCACCGGGCUGGUGGGGGUGCUGGAAGCAACUCACCUUGCUGGUGGGGGUGCUGGGAGCAACUCACCUGGCUGGUGGGGGUGCUGUGGACAACUCACCUGGCUGGUGGGGGUGCUGGGAGCAACUCACCUGGCUAGUGGGGGUGCUGGGAGCAACUCACCUGGCUGCUCACCUAGCUGGUGGGGGUGCUGGGAGCAACUCACCUGGCUGGUGGGGGUGCUGGGAGCAACUCACCUGGCUGGUGGGGGUGCUAGGAGCAACUCACCUGGCUGGUGGGGGUGCUCGGAGGAACUCACCUGGCUGGUGGGGGUGCUGGGAGCAACUCACCUGGCUGGUGGGGGUGCAAGGAGCAACUUACCUGGCUGGUGGGGGUGCUAGGAGCAACUCACCUGGCUGGUGGGGGUGCUGGGAGCAACUCACCUGGCUGGUGGGGGUGCUGGGAGCAACUCACUUGGCUGGUGGGGGUGCUAGGAGCAACUCACCUGGCUGGUGGGGGUGCUGGGAGCAACUCACCUGGCUGGUGGGGGUGCUGGGAGCAACUCACCUGGCUGGUGGGGGUGCUGGGAGCAACUCACCGGGCUGGUGGGGGUGCUGGAAGCAACUCACCUUGCUGGUGGGGGUGCUGGGAGCAACUCACCUGGCUGGUGGGGGUGCUGUGGACAACUCACCUGGCUGGUGGGGGUGCUGGGAGCAACUCACCUGGCUAGUGGGGGUGCUGGGAGCAACUCACCUGGCUGGUGGGGGUGCUAGGAGCAACUCACCUGGCUGGAGCAACUCACCUGGCUGGUGGGGGUGCUGGGAGCAACUCACCUGGCUGGUGAGGGUGCUGGGCGCUACUCACCUGGCUGGUGCGGGUGCUGGGAGCAACUCACCUGGCUGGUGGGGGUGCUGGGAGCAACGGGUGCUGGGAGCAACUCACCUAGAUUGUGGGGGUGCUGGGAGCAACUCAUCUGGCUGGUGGGGGUGCUGGGAGCAACUCACCUGGCUGGUGGGGGUGCUGGGAGCAACUCACCUGGCUGGUGGGGGUGCUAAGAGCAACUCACCUGGCUGGUGGGGGUGCUGGGAGAAACUCACCUGGUUGGUGGGGGUGCUGGGAGCAACUCACCUGGCUGGUGGGGGUGCUAGGAGCAACUCACCUGGCUGGCUGGUGGGGGUGCUAGGAGCAACUCACCUGGCUGGUGGGGGUGCUGGGAGCAACUCACCUGGCUGGUGGGGGUGCUGGGAGCAGCUCACCUACCUAGUGGGGGUGCUGGGAGCAACUCACCUGGCUGGUGGGGUUGCUGAGAAGGGGAUGGAAGCUGGGAGAAGGGGAUGGAAUCUGGGAGAAGGGGAUGGAAUCUGGGAGAAGGGGAUGGAAUCUGGGAGAAGGGGAUGGAAUCUGGGAGAAGGGGAUGGAAUCUGA
Closterium sp. NIES-65 is the source of this 2133-nucleotide messenger RNA. Lineage: Eukaryota; Viridiplantae; Streptophyta; Zygnematophyceae; Desmidiales; Closteriaceae. The record is from the annotation of a GenBank genome assembly.